Messenger RNA from Brassica rapa (field mustard), 3379 nucleotides. RefSeq lists its product as uncharacterized. The record is from RefSeq and is a predicted model, not a curated record. NCBI's taxonomy places the organism in Eukaryota, Viridiplantae, Streptophyta, Magnoliopsida, Brassicales, Brassicaceae.
AGAAUCGUGUUUGCGAGAGGAAAGGAAAAAAAAAGAACAAUAUAAUAAAGAGGUAAAAGAGAUAAUGAAAAAAGCUAAAAAAGAACAUUUUUCUAAUAAAAAGGUUACAAUGCAGUCAGGCGUGUAUUUUUAUAUGGUGGUAGAAUGUCGGCUGUAGAAUCGUCUUUGUAAUAUUCUCAUCGUUGUAAUAGCAUGAUUAAUCAGGCGUUAAAAGAAAAAGGUUACACACCUUACAUAUAUUAAACAUCUUACACACCUACAUAAAACUAUUGGAUUUAAUUAAGGGAAAUUACCUCUAAUAACUCACAUUUUAUGACUAAUGACUAGAUUAACACACAAAAAAAAGAAAGAUAGAAAAUGCAUAAUUAAGACUGAAAUGCCCCAUCGGUUAAAAAAUUAGUUCCCAGUAAAAAUAAAUUAAGGCAAAAUUACUCUUACUUGACCAAAAAAAAGUGAAACCUCUUUGAAAAAAAAAUAUCCUCACGAUACUUUUCUCUUCCAUGACCCCAAGAACCCUAAAUCCCCAAAUUGUGAAAUCCUCAAUCUCUUAACUCUCUUUAGUUUCCAUCAUGAUUUAUCAUCGAUUUCUUCAUCUCCACACCCUAAUCAACCACUAAAACCUUCGAUUCACAUAGGACAAGUGAAUCCAAAACCCAAGCGACGAAACCUAAACCCCCUUUCGAAAAUUCUCAGCUGUGUCGAAUCUCAAGGCUUUCAUCUCUUAUUCUCAUUGAUUUCGACACUCUUAUAAGCUCCUCUCCACAUCAAUCAGUUUAAUUCACCUAUUUUGCCAUCAAAGGUUAGUCUCUAUCAAACUAUUUUUUUAAUAUUGAGUAUCAAAUGAAUUCAAUUUUGUUUUGAUACAGAGUAGAUAGAAGUGUUUUUCGUUUGUACAUUUGUUGAUAUCAGUUUGGGUAUCGUCUGGCUCGUUUGUGUUCUUCAGUCUUGGUCGUUUCUAUGUUUUUGGAAAAAAAAUAAAUUUUCUAAUACUUACUACAUUUUACAAUUUUGCAGACGGAUGACUACAUCAAAAAGUGGAAAAAAAUAUCCAGCAAGACUUUAUCAAGAGGGGAAAUGUCCAUUGCAAAGUGGAAGCAUGAAUCAUAACUGUCAUUUGGCUAAUUUACAGAUGGUGGAAGAAGUAGUUGGUUUAGAUGCGUGGGAAUCCAUUAAAACAUCAUCUGUUGGAGUUAUUAUGAGGCUGAAAGAGCUGAAUUAUACCUGGUCAGCCAAGGCGGUUCACCAUUUACUUACAAAGCAAUUGGUGGUUAAUAAUAUCCAUGAGAUAUGGUAUGCUAUAGAAGGUCAGCCAAUUAAGUUUUCGCUAUAUGAGUUUGGUGAUAUUACAGGUUUAAAUUGCGAGCCUUUCAACAUAAAUGAAGAGGUGGAGGUUGAUCAUAAGCCAUUUUGGGAAGAGCUUGGUGUCUCUCCUUCACAUGGUCCUAUGCUUUCUGAGUUGCUGUCGUUGUUCACUAAAAUUAGGAAUUGGUCGUUUGAGAAGAGAAGAAUGAUUGGUUUACUAUGUGUCUUGUCUAUUGGAGUACUUGGCAUCUCUUCAGGCAGUAGAAUUCCUUUGGAUCAAGCAAAGAGAGUCCUAGACAAAGAAGCAUAUGACAGAUACCCUUGGGGGCGUGUGGGAUUUUCUAGCCUGGUAAAUUCAGUGAAAAUUGUUUCAUAUGAAGGAAGGAACAAGUAUACACUUCGCGGAUGCGUACACGCUCUUCUCAUCUGGGUGUAUGAGUCGAUACCUGGUAUUGGGCAUGAAUAUGGGAAUCAUAUUGAGGGUAACCAAGUUCCUCUUCUCUCCUGGUAUGGAUCUCGUGGCCGUAUAAACUGGGAUGACUUUUAUAAAAAAGAGAAAAGUCUCCAUCUGAAGGUACGAGUCAGACAUCUCAUUGUCAAGCAAGAAGCUGAGAUAUACCCUCAAUGGCCAGAGGACAAGGUUGAUGAUGAUCUUCACAACUUGAUCACAGACAUUCUACAUGGUGAGAUCGAUGAUACGUAUUGGAACCUGAACUCGCGUUACUGCACCAGUACCAAACAAAGAGAAAAGGAAAUUGGUGAGUGAAGAACAAGCGUGUAUGAAAAAAAAAAUGCCAAAAGAGAGGACAUCCACUCAUGCUUGCGGAUCCAGCCUUAACUCAACUCGAGAUGAGACAUUCCAACUUGGUCUAAUGGAAGCAAUGAACACAUUGACUGCAAAGGUUGGAAGUAUGAACACAGUCAUUGUUGAGAAGGUGUUGACUGCAGUAGACGCAUCUGUAGAUGAAAAAGUAAAUGCAAGGAUUGGUGGAAGUUCUCAGAUACUUACAAGAAGGUGUUCAAUGGGUCAGAGACUACAAGAAAUAUGAUCCUAAAACGUGGAAGUUCUCAGAUACUUACAAGAAGGUGUUCAAUGGCAAUCACCCUACAGAGUUUUCCAACAACAGAAAGUGGCUGAAGGAUGUGGAUCGGUUGUUUCUUUGCCACUUGAUAAAUGGUGACCAUUGGGUCGCUUUAGAAGUGGAUCUUGACAAGAAAAUAAUCCAUGUUUACGAUAGCAUACAGACAGUUGUCCCAAGCCACACGGAUCUUCUAGAAGAGUGUCGUCCUUUCACGAAGAUGUUUACGCUCUGAAGUAUAUAGAGUGUAAGGCGAUUGGCUGUGGUUUUGAAGGACUUUCUGAUCAGUGCAUUCCGGCAAUGCGUAUUAAGUUAGCUGCUGAGAUCUAUGAUGAGGUUUUGGGUCUGUAGUAUUUUAAGUUUCUGAUAUGAUAUUCUAUGUCUUGAACGUUAUGGAUAUGUAGUAUUUUCAUUUUUCGGAUGUGUAACAUUUUCAUGGUUUGGUUUGGUUUUGAAAUCAAUAUUUCGAGAAAUUGUGAUAGUCUAGAGAUGUGGAAGAUUGUGGAGACGUUGAUCAAACACGCUUCUGAAUUAGCUUCAAAACUGUGUUCUUUUGUGCCUUUAGAAUAAUAUUAUUAUUGAUGCAGGUCUAUACAUAAGAUGUGUCGUUGUUUGGUGGUAUUUGGGUUGUUUUUCGCCCAUCACUUCACGGGUUCAAACCCAGCAGAGAGCGUUUUUAUUUUUUUUGCAUUUGCUAAUUCAUUAAUGGCAUAAUGGUAAAUAAGUUCAUCUUCUUCAGAUCAAUUCUAGGGUCACGAAGAUUGCAGAUUUUUGUGAUUUUUAGUUCAAAAUCGUGAAAGCAAGGUGAUAAACCAAGUCGUUUCACUUGACUUGAUCUCAAUUUGUCAAUUUUCUAUCGAUUUGAGGCUGGGUGAUCGAAUUAGUGGUUUCUGGGAAAAAAAAUUGGACUUUCAUGUAAAACAGAGUAAAACAGAGAACAAAUUAUCUAACCAGAAUCCAAUAAAAUAGAAGUUAAAUUGUCUAACAAAAAAAUAAUA